Dovyalis caffra is the source of this 315-nucleotide messenger RNA. The record is from the annotation of a GenBank genome assembly. Lineage: Eukaryota; Viridiplantae; Streptophyta; Magnoliopsida; Malpighiales; Salicaceae.
AUGGAAAUUGGAAGAGACCAGGGCAAGAUGACCAUUGGAAGCAGCCCGUUUGACAUUGGCAAAACCCCACCGGCAACGAGAAAUUCAACCAAAUGCGACUUGGCCCGAGUACAAGAGCCACAUCUUUUCAGGAUGUCGAGGAACGAGGACUUUGAGGUUGGGGGCGCCUUCCAGAACAUGGGUCCAUUUACUUCUACGAAGAGAGAACCAGCGAAGACAGAUCCUUCAAUUUUCAAGGCGCCUGUAGCUCAGUGGAUAGAGCGUCUGUUUCCUAAGCAGAAAGUCGUAGGUUCGACCCCUACCUGGCGCGAGUAA